AUGCUAGCAGGGUUUAGGCUCUUUUUGAACACCUGUGCUUCACCACCUUUCCAGAUAUUCACCGGGAACCAGAACCUUGAGACUCCGGUCCUGGCUCUUUUCAACACGUCCACUGUGGCCCGUUACCUCCGGAUCAAUCCUCAGAGCUGGUACCAGAACGGGUCGUUGGGACACAUCUGCCUGCGAGCCGAGGUGCUGGGCUGCGCUGUGCCAGAUCCAAACAACAUCUACCCGUGGCAGACAGCGCCGGCAGAGCCUCAAGACAAACUGGACUUCAGACACCACAACUACAAGGAGAUGAGAAAGUUGAUGAAGUCGGUGACCGAGGCGUGUCCGAACAUCACACGCAUGUACAGCAUCGGGAAGAGUUACACGGGACUGAAGCUCUACGCCAUGGAGAUCUCUGACAACCCGGGGAAACACGAGCUGGGAGAACCAGAGUUUCGUUACGUUGCAGGGAUGCAUGGGAACGAGGUUCUGGGCCGAGAGCUCGUCCUCAACCUCAUGCAGUUCAUGUGUCAGGAGUACAAACGAGGCGACCAGCGCAUCGUCCGCCUGAUCCAAGACACCCGCAUCCACCUGCUGCCCUCAAUGAACCCCGACGGAUACGAGAUGGCCUUCAAGAAGGGCUCAGAACUGUCCGGCUGGGCUCUCGGUCGCUACAGCUACGAAGGAAUCGACAUGAACCAUAACUUUGCGGACCUGAACUCUGGGAUGUGGAACGCCAUCGAGGUGGAGACGGACCGCUCCAAACUCAUCAACCAUUACUUCCCCCUCCCGGAGAUGUACACCUCGGAGGAAGCCUUUGUGGCGCCAGAGACCCGGGCCGUCAUCGACUGGAUGCAGCACAUCCCGUUCGUCCUGAGUGCUAACCUCCACGGGGGGGAGCUGGUGGUCACGUACCCGUACGACAUGACUAUAGACUGGGCUCCAAGAGAGCACACGCCCACCGCCGACGAGAGCUUCUUCCGCUGGCUGGCCACCGCGUACGCCAGCACCAACAGGGUGAUGUCCAACCCGGACCGGAGGCCCUGCCACAACAAGGACUUCAGGAGAAACAACAACAUCAUCAACGGAGCCGACUGGCACAACGUACCAGGAAGUAUGAAUGACUUCAGCUACCUGCACACAAACUGUUUCGCCGUGACGGUGGAGCUUUCCUGCGACAAGUUCCCUCACGCCAGCGAGCUGCCGGUGGAGUGGAUCAACAACAAGGAGUCCCUGCUGGUCUCUCUGUCUCAGGUCCAUCGGGGGAUUAAAGGAGUCGUUCGGGACAGAGAGACGGAGGAGGGAAUAGCAGACGCCAUCAUUAAAGUGGAUGAUAUCGAUCAUCACAUUAGAUCAGUUUCAGACGGUGACUUCUGGCGUCUUCUGAACCCUGGAGAAUACAGAGUGACGGUCAGCGCUGAGGGAUACCUCUCCUCCUCCAGGAGCUGCCAGGUGUCGUACGACCUUUACCCCACAAUCUGUGACUUCAACCUCUCAAAGGUCCCCAUGAGGCUCAGAGACAGACCUGCUGUGGACCUGCAGCUCCGCCUGAGAGAGCUGCGUCUGAAGAAGCUCAGAGCCACGACUAAGACCCUCAACCAGAGGAGAACCGAGAACCAGAGGAGAACCAUCAACAAGAAGAGAACCAAGGCCAUCAACUAGAGGAGAACCCUCAACCAGAGGAGAACCGAGAACCAGAGGAGAACCAUCAACAAGAAGAGAACCAUCAACUAGAAGAGAACCAAGGCCAUCAACUAGAGGAGAACCAAGGCCAUCAACUAGAGGAGAACCGAGAACCAGAGAACCAUCAACUAGAAGAGAACCAUCAACUAGAGGAGAACCAAGGCCAUCAACUAGAGGAGAACCAAGGCAUCAACUAGAGGAGAACCAAGGCCAUCAACUAGAGGAGAACCAAGGCCAUCAACGAGAGGAGAACCGAGAACCAGAGAACCAUCAACUAGAAGAGAACCAUCAACUAGAGGAGAACCAAGGCCAUCAACUAGAGGAGAACCAUCAACCAGAGGAGAACCGAGAACCAGAGAACCAUCAACUAGAAGAGAACCGAGAACCAUCAACCAGAGGAGAACCAUCAACCAGAGAAC
Molecule: messenger RNA, 2090 nt
Organism: Gymnodraco acuticeps
Lineage: Eukaryota; Metazoa; Chordata; Actinopteri; Perciformes; Bathydraconidae
Product: probable carboxypeptidase X1
Biological process (GO): proteolysis
Molecular function (GO): zinc ion binding; metallocarboxypeptidase activity
Source: RefSeq, a predicted model, not a curated record